Molecule: messenger RNA, 5265 nt
Organism: Chelmon rostratus (copperband butterflyfish)
Lineage: Eukaryota; Metazoa; Chordata; Actinopteri; Chaetodontiformes; Chaetodontidae
Product: natural resistance-associated macrophage protein 2-like
Exons: 17
Coding region: 190-1878 (562 amino acids)
Biological process (GO): metal ion transport
Cellular component (GO): plasma membrane
Molecular function (GO): manganese ion transmembrane transporter activity; cadmium ion transmembrane transporter activity; iron ion transmembrane transporter activity
Source: RefSeq, a predicted model, not a curated record
GGUACGACUUUGCCGGAGUUUAGCUUGAUAACGUGCUCCUUAGCUACCCUCAGAUUUAGACAGAUGGUGUCAGCCUGAAAUCAGUUUUAAUCGUCAAAACAAGAUCUGUCAUUUCACCUUCUUGUAAGGCAUAACCAGGGAGGCUGAUAUUCAUCCCUCAGGUUCCCAGGGAUCCCUCAGCUUGCCCUGAUGAAAGCUGAGCAGGAUGGAGACCUCCUGGAAGAGGAUUACCCGCAGGAGAAUGGAGCGCAGACAAACCAGUACAGCUCCAUCUCUCCUCCUGCAUCACCCGUGGCCCAGGAUGAAGCCUUCUCAACGUACUUUGAAGAGAGGGUGGCUAUUCCUGAGAGUGACAACCAGGUAUUCAGUUUCCGUAAACUCUGGGCCUUCACUGGACCAGGGUUUUUGAUGAGCAUAGCUUACUUGGAUCCAGGGAACAUCGAGUCUGACCUGCAGUCUGGGGCUAAAGCUGGCUUUAAGCUCCUUUGGGUGCUCCUUGGAGCCACCAUCAUUGGGCUGCUGUUGCAGAGGUUAGCUGCACGCCUUGGGGUUGUCACUGGGAUGCACCUGGCUGAAGUUUGCAACCGCCAAUAUCCCAAAGUCCCUCGGAUCAUCCUCUGGCUGAUGGUGGAGCUGGCAAUUAUUGGCUCAGACAUGCAGGAGGUCAUUGGCUGUGCGAUAGCUCUCAACCUCCUCUCUGUGGGCAGGAUUCCACUGUGGGCAGGAGUCCUCAUCACCAUCACAGACACAUUUGUGUUCCUCUUUCUAGACAAAUACGGCCUGAGGAAACUUGAAGCUUUCUUUGGCUUCCUUAUCACUGUAAUGGCUCUCAGUUUUGGUUAUGAGUAUGUGCUGGUCAAACCAGACCAAGGGGAACUGCUGAAGGGGAUGUUCUUACCUUACUGUGCCGGCUGUGGGCCUGUGCAGCUGGAGCAGGCAGUGGGAAUCGUAGGCGCUGUCAUCAUGCCCCACAACAUCUACUUGCACUCAGCACUGGUCAAGUCUCGUGAUGUCGAUCGUACAAAUAAAAAGGAAGUGAAGGAAGCCAACAAGUACUUCUUCAUCGAGUCAACUAUCGCUCUCUUCAUCUCCUUUCUCAUCAACGUCUUCGUCGUAGCGGUCUUUGCUCAGGCCUUCUACAACAAAACUAAUAUGGAAGUGAAUGCAUUGUGCAAUGCAAGCGGCAGCCCUCACUCAGAUCUCUUCCCUGUCAACAAUGGCACACUGGAGGUGGACAUCUACAAAGGGGGAGUGGUCCUGGGCUGUUUCUUUGGCCCUGCAGCCCUCUACAUCUGGGCAAUAGGGAUCCUGGCAGCUGGACAGAGUUCCACUAUGACAGGCACUUACUCUGGGCAGUUUGUAAUGGAGGGUUUCCUGAAUCUACGGUGGUCCCGAUUUGCACGGGUGCUGCUGACCCGCUCCAUUGCCAUCACGCCUACUCUGCUGGUAGCCAUUUUUCAGGAUGUUCAUCGCCUGACGGGGAUGAACGACUUCCUCAACGUGCUUCAAAGCAUGCAGCUUCCAUUUGCCUUGAUCCCAAUUCUGACCUUCACCAGUCUGACGUCUAUAAUGAACGACUUUGCAAACAAAAUGGUGUGGAAGAUUUCCGGAGGCAUCGUCAUCCUGGUGGUUUGUGCAAUCAACAUGUACUUUGUGGUGGUUUACGUCACGUCGCUGAACAGCGUGCUGCUCUACGUUUUCUCAGCUCUGCUCUCCGUAGCCUAUCUGUGCUUUGUAGGCUACCUGGCAUGGCACUGUUUGGUUGCCUUGGGGGUUUCCUGCCUGGACUUUGGCAGCAGGAUGCAGAUGGGACCGUCGCGGCACAUAGACAUUUACUUACUGAGUGACAUGGACUCUGACACUCCUGUUGAGAGAUAGGAGGACGCAGUAUGAGUGGAUGCUGAAGUCUGGUGAUGAUGAUCUGACUGAGGCGUGGGACCACUGAAGCUUGGCCAGUAUGUGUUCGUCAUCACCUCUCUGUGCCUGACACCUGUUUAAAGUGUCCUUACAGUACACUGUGUGGUACAACCACGGAUGUCUAAUGCUGUGGGCAUCAAUGAUGGCAUCAUAUGCGUCUCAACGACCUCAGCAAAAUAAUGUUUGUGCACAACAGGGCUGCAACUAACGAUUAUUUUCAUUAUCAAACCUGCAGAUUAUUUUCACGAUUAAUCUUUUAGUCUGUAAAAUGUCAAGAAUUUGUGACAAAUGCUCAUCACAAUUUCCCAGAGCGCAAAGUGACCGCUUCAAAUUGCUUCUUUAGUCAGCAACAGUCCAAAACCCAAAGACUCUUCAUUUACUAUCAUAAAUUACAAAGACGAGCAGCAAAUCCUUAUAUUUAAGAAGCUGGAACCAGCAAGUGGUGGACGAAUUCGCUUGAAAAAUGACUGAAACAAGAAAUCAAUUAGCAGAUAACGGUUAAAAAUGUGGGUUCCAAAUAGAGAUGUGUUUGAAAGAAUAAGGCUCCUGUGACUGUUGGCUUCCCCAAAUCACUCAUCUAAAAAAAAUGUAACCAUUACAAGUUAACAGCACCAUAACCUCAGUUACAGGGAUGAAACCAUCAUUUUCCAUUCAGAAAUCGUACAAUAAUAAAGUCACUAUUCCACAUCACUGACACCGGAGUGGAGUCCUGAGACACAGUCGGCUGUUUUCAGCCAGUGUUGCACUAAAGAUGCUGUCAGCCUCUAUUAUGGCCACCAGGCUGCAAAUUGUGUUUCAUUUAUUUAUUUCUGUUUUUUUUUAACCUUCCUCUUCUGGCUAACUGGUUUAUGUGACAUGACAUGAAGAAAAUCUCACACAUCACCUCAGAGGCUACAAACAAGUCUGACGUGAUCGCUGAAUGAUUUAUUCAGAAAAAGUCAAACACCAGAACUUGAUGUUUUUUUUUUAAUAUUUGGCGCUUUGCAUUUAUUCUAUUUUAUAUUUAGAUAAAAUCGUAUGGGAUUUAAAACAUUAAUCUAGAGCUCAAUAUUAGACUAAUACAUUGUUAUAUUUAAUAUAUUAAAUAUAUAUAUAUUAAAGUUUUUUUUUAUAUGUGACUUGUCACACCUUUUCCUGUGUUUUAUACUAUAUAGAAGAGAAUGACAGUUUUAUGUCAUUUUAUGUACAGUUAUGCAGUCUAUUUUACAUUCUGGAAGUUUCUGUUCUUUGAGAUAAUGUCAGUACAUCCGUUGUAUUUCUCUAAGUCUUUUGAAGUCCAGUUUACAAAUGUCUGCUAAUUGUAAAUUAUUAAGAUAAAACCACUGUGUGUAGGAGGUGAAAACUUAUUUCACUGAUUUCUGUGGUGGUAGAAAAAAAAGACACUGUGGCAGCAGACACCAUCUUUAAGCUACAUGAUAAUACAUGUUUUUCAGCACUAGUACUCCCAUUUGAUUUAUGAGUUUUAGGUCAUAUUUUGCAGUAGAGGUUUAAUAUGAAUAAAUGCACUACUUGAAGUCAACUCAGUGUUUCUCAGACUGUUGGAAGUUGUCACAGGCAUCAUAUUGAUCAGUUCUUGCAUACUAGAAUUCAACAAUAACUGCUAUUAUUUUUUUAUUUAAUUUUUCUCCCAUAAAUUUCCUUCUCAGUUAAGCUUAGGUCCAUUUGUUUAAAAAAUUGUUUAUUUAUGUGUAGUUUAUGUUUUUAUAAAUUCUACUUUGGCUUGUAUGUAGUUUAUAUAUUGUGUUGUUUUUAUUUUGUUUAGCUUCAGCUAAGUUUAUUGCAGCAGCUAGCUUGUGCAGAGGUGCAAUGUGUGCAAAACUGCACUCUGUUACUGUAAAAUAUAGCAUCUAAUUGAAUGAAUGGGAAUGAAAAAGUUGGCAUUUGGCACUGUGGUGCAAAAUAGUUGAGGUGCAGUAAAUGCUAAAUAUGAGAAGUGAUGUCCUGGCACAAGCUGAUUUUGAUAACUGGACUCCGGGGCCUCAGGACUGUCAGGGGAGUUUGUAAUUGUGCAAAAUAUGAACAAGUUUGACUGUUGUAACUGUGGGAGACAAAUAUUUGCUUAGCAACAGAGACUAAUGCCAAAUGCCUCUAACUGUGACAGGCUGAUACUUGUACGUCUUCUUAUGCACUUCAUUAACUUGGUGUAGCGCCUUUAAGAACAGAGAAGACAUGAGAUAAGAAGACAGAAAAUGAUUAAUUCUAACAACAAAUGACACUUUUAGACGAAUGAUUGUGCACUGUUGGUUCAGGCUGAUAGAUAAACCAAACCUCUUCCUUGACCAAAUAUUCAGCUGCACUCGUAUGUUAACAUUAGUGUGCAGAUGACCACAACGCCUCCUCUGUUCACCACUGUGCCUGUUCACUAAUCAGUCAAAAACCAUUCAAACCCACAAAAGAAAUAUGUGUAUUGUUGUAGGUGGAACAACACAACUGUAGUACCUUGAGUAGACUCAUUGUCAGAAUAUGUGUUGUAGGGAUGAGAUAUAGAGUGGCUGAGAGCAGCUUUGAAACUUGUUUUCUUUUAGCCAUUGUGUUUUGCAUUUGCCAUCAUAUUUUCUGGAAUAUUUUUCUUAGGGACUGUACAUGUUUGUUUGUUCUUACUGGGAGAUGCAUAAAAUUAUUAACUCCUUAUGUGACAAACUUUGAUUUAAAUUAGUGUUCUGAUUUUUUCAAAUAAAAUGUCCUGCCAUUUUUUUUGUAAAGGACCUGUUUUACUGAUAUCACUCCUGUAAUUUUAUUUUAUUUUUUAAUUGAAUGAACUAGCACUUGAUUACAAAAAAAAAUGGGCCAAUGUGUAAUUGAAAGCAUAAAAGUUGACAUUUCCAGUUGCAUGAUGAAAUAUUUUGUACCUUUUUGAGGACUGUUGAUGGGAUCACAGCAGAAAAUAAUGAUUUUGGGUGGACUUAACAUAUCUCACUGCAGGACAUAUGCAUUUGGCUGAAGACUGUAGGUCAAACAUAUAUCUGCAUAUGACCUCCUGCCUGUCUUAUAACUUGCCUCUAGUGAAAUAAAAACAUGGUAAUGACCUCAGUUAUACCAUAGUUUUGUACUGAUUACUGUAUCAUUUGUUGCAUCUUCAUGUACUAUAAGGUGUCUGAACUUGGGAACACCUGUUAGGAUGUCAGAGACCAUUUCCAUGGCCACACAGGAAAUUGGUACUGUACUGUGUAGUAAAUGAUAUUAAAUGUGUUAUUUCUAAUGAAAUUGUACACUAUGAUACAGUAUUGAGACUCGACUGAAAAAAGGUGGUUAAUGGAUUUUUUGGGUCACCAGAUCUGUUGUUUAUAUUAUCUGCCAUAUGCUAUGUGUAUAUUUUUGAAUAUUGUUUUUUCCUCUUGAAUAAAAAAG